AUGGAUGUCAACUGCCGGGUCAAGAGUAAAAUUACUAUUCAUAUGAAAAAUCAAAUUCAUUCAACUUUCAACACAUUAUACCAUAAUCACUCUCAUCCGAUGCUUUUUGUUCUAUUGUAUAAACGAAAUUCUACAGACAUACAAUCAAGAGGAAACGACGAGUCCUUUCGAAGCACUUUUGUCUAUAAUAAUAUUACUAUCGAUAUCAUGCCCAGUCAAAGACAAUCGGAUUCCAAUUUAGAAAUAAUGGAUCGGGAGAAUUUUGAUGCCAGUAGAAGUUUACUGAUAGCUCAUCGACGCGCAACUACCAUUGGCAAUAUUCCACGUGGAUCGAUUCAUUAUUCAGCUAUUCCAGAAUUAUCAGCAAGUGAAAAAUGUAUUGCUUCAUCAUUACGUAUGUAA
This is a messenger RNA of Adineta ricciae, 402 nucleotides long. The record is from the annotation of a GenBank genome assembly. NCBI's taxonomy places the organism in Eukaryota, Metazoa, Rotifera, Eurotatoria, Adinetida, Adinetidae.